UCCGCCGCCGCGGCUCGACUCGUGGCCAUGGCGCUGUCGCGGGGGCUGCCCCGGGAGCUGGCGGAGGCCGUGGCCGGAGGCCGGGUGCUGGUGGUGGGCGCGGGCGGCAUCGGCUGCGAGCUGCUCAAGAACCUCGUCCUCACCGGCUUCUCCCACAUCGACCUGAUUGAUUUGGAUACUAUUGACGUCAGCAACCUGAACAGACAGUUUUUGUUUCAAAAGAAACAUGUUGGAAGAUCAAAGGCUCAGGUUGCCAAAGAAAGUGUACUUCAGUUUUACCCGAAAGCUAAUAUCGUAGCUUACCAUGACAGCAUCAUGAACCCUGACUAUAAUGUGGAAUUUUUCCGACAGUUUAUAUUGGUUAUGAAUGCUUUAGAUAACAGAGCUGCUCGAAACCAUGUUAAUAGAAUGUGCCUGGCAGCUGAUGUUCCUCUAAUUGAGAGUGGAACUGCUGGUUAUCUUGGGCAAGUAACAACUAUCAAAAAGGGUGUGACUGAGUGCUAUGAAUGUCAACCCAAACCAACCCAGAGAACAUUUCCCGGCUGUACAAUUCGCAACACACCUUCAGAACCUAUCCACUGCAUUGUUUGGGCAAAGUAUUUGUUUAACCAGCUGUUUGGGGAAGAAGAUGCUGACCAAGAAGUGUCUCCUGACAGAGCUGACCCAGAGGCUUCCUGGGAACCUACGGAAGCUGAAGCCAGAGCUAGAGCAUCUAAUGAAGAUGGUGAAAUUAAACGUGUCUCCACAAAAGAAUGGGCCAAAUCAACUGGAUACGACCCAGUUAAACUUUUUACAAAGCUUUUCAAAGAUGAUAUACGGUAUCUACUAACAAUGGAUAAAUUGUGGCGGAAAAGGAAACCUCCAGUUCCAUUGGAUUGGGCGGAAGUACAGAGCCAAGGAGAAGAUAUGAGUACAUCUGAUCAACAAAGUGAACAACCCCAGUUAGGUCUGAAAGACCAACAGGUUCUAGAUGUAAAAAGCUAUGCGAGUCUGUUCUCAAAGAGCAUUGAGACUUUGCGAGUUCAUUUAGCUGAGAAGGGGGAUGGAGCUGAGCUCAUAUGGGACAAGGAUGAUCAGUCUGCAAUGGAUUUUGUCACCUCUGCUGCAAACCUCAGAAUGCAUAUUUUCAGUAUGAAUAUGAAGAGCAGAUUUGACAUAAAAUCCAUGGCAGGGAAUAUUAUUCCUGCUAUUGCUACCACAAAUGCAGUGAUUGCUGGGCUGAUCGUGUUGGAAGGAUUGAAGAUUUUAUCAGGAAAAAUAGACCAAUGCAGAACUAUAUUUUUGAAUAAAAAACCAAACCCAAAAAAGAAACUCCUUGUGCCUUGUACUCUGGACCCACCCAAUGCGAAUUGUUAUGUAUGUGCCAGCAAGCCAGAGGUGACUGUGAGGCUGAAUGUUCAUCAGGUGACUGUUCUGACAUUGCAAGAUAAGAUUGUGAAAGAAAAGUUUGCAAUGGUAGCACCAGAUGUCCAAAUUGAAGAUGGGAAAGGAACAAUCCUAAUCUCUUCAGAAGAAGGAGAGACAGAAGCUAACAAUCACAAGAAGCUGUCAGAUUUUGGAAUUAGAAAUGGGAGCCGACUUCAAGCAGAUGAUUUUCUUCAGGACUACACUUUAUUGAUUAAUAUUCUUCAUAGUGAAGACCUGGGAAAGGAUGUUGAAUUCGAAGUUGUUGGUGAUGCCCCGGAAAAAGUGGGGCCCAAACAAGCAGAAGAUACUUCCAAAAGCAUAACCAAUGGCAGCGACGAUGGAGCUCAGCCUUCUACAUCCACAGCACAAGAGCAAGAUGAUGUGCUCCUGGUUACUUCAGAUGAAGAAGAGCCUUCCAAUAAUGCUGACAUCAGUGAAGAAGACAGAAGUCGCAAGAGAAAAUUGGAAGAGAAAGAGAAUGUCAGUGCAAAGAGGGCCCGUACUGAGCAGCCGGAAGACCUUGAUGUUAUCGCAUUGGAUUAAAGAGCAGUGAGCUUCGCCUCACAACCGCUGUUACUGCACUCAGCCGUUGGGGCAGGGCCAGGAUAUUUGUUUGAUCCCAGUGACUUGAAGACGUUUCUGCUCCCUUUGAAAGCAUUCAUUUUGUUAGACCCGUUAGAAACAUUGCAGUAUGUUUGCAAGUAGGAUAGUUUUAAGCCCUUGAGCAAGUGUGCAUAACCAAUCAUGAAAUGAAGCAAUGCAGUGCAUGUUGCCUUUCAUGUAAAUACCUUCGGUAUCAUUUAAUAGUUUUACACCAUUGUGGUUUAGUAAAGUUGAUACCUGGUUAUAAAUAUUAUGCCUUUAUUUUUGGUUAGAAAAAGAAUUAUUUUUAGCCUAGAUCUAACCAUUUUCAUACUUUUAACUGACAGACAGAUGAAAAGUAUCAAGUGCUAUGCAUUGAGACUUGUUUUUAAGAAUGUUAUCUAGCACUAUGUAUAUUAAUGUAAAACAAUGUUAAUUUACUCAAGUUUUUUCAGCUUGUACUGCCUGGUAUGUCUAUGUAAGAAGCCAAUUUUUGUGUAUUGUUAAAGUUUCAGGUUAUUUAUAUUCCAUGUUUUGUAAGACUCAGAUACAGCUAUACUAAGGACCAAAUAAAUGGUAUCUGCAUACUUUGUUA
Molecule: messenger RNA, 2584 nt
Organism: Suncus etruscus (white-toothed pygmy shrew)
Lineage: Eukaryota; Metazoa; Chordata; Mammalia; Eulipotyphla; Soricidae
Gene: UBA2
Product: ubiquitin like modifier activating enzyme 2
Exons: 17
Coding region: 28-1950 (640 amino acids)
Biological process (GO): protein sumoylation
Cellular component (GO): cytoplasm; SUMO activating enzyme complex
Molecular function (GO): SUMO activating enzyme activity
Source: RefSeq, a predicted model, not a curated record